GCGCUACUGUUGAGUAAUUCUCCAUCCUCUUCCUCCUGCGCCGCUCUUUGCAAACAAACUACGAAAUCACCCGUACAAAUUACUCACACAGAACAAGAAUCAAUGUAGAAAAUGCUUUCAAUUACUACCAAUAUUAUUCACCUCAAGCGCACUUUAGUCUUUUCUAGUUAUCGUGUCAAGGAUCGCCAUGUCUAGAAUUUUGACAUUCCGUAAUAUUCGGAGGGCUGCACGUUGUAUUGUUUCGAAGCACAGGAGCUGUUAUUCAGAAAUAAGGAAUUAUGGAGCUGUUGUUACGGCUGGGUUACGUGCGUCACAGUACAGAUUUUAUGCGCAUUAUGGGUUUAGUAGGGGAAGGCACCCCAUGUAUAAUACCAAAGAGCUUUUUUGUAGGAGUUGCACUACCAGGAAUUUAUCAGCUGCCUCUGCAAGUAGUACUUUGACACAUCGAGCACUAGUUGCUUGGAGAAGGCUCUUGCAUGAAGGUUCUGAUGAACAGAUUUUCCCCUGUUUAAGUAGGAUCAUCCAAGCAGUCAGCUUGUCUUUGACACGCUCACCCCUCGUUGUACCUGGUAUUUUUGCCUUGACAUCUGGGCAGCUAGCAUGGGCACAGAGAGUGUCUGCAGAGACUGAGCAUUACCCUUCACAAAAUGCUUUAUACAUGCGUGCACAAGAUGGGCAUGUGAUUGUGACCUCAUUUCUAUAUUCAGCAGUGGAAGCUGUUAUUUUGCUUGUAAGAACCUUCUAUCUUAUGGUAUUAUUCUCACCCAGUUUAACGAUGGCACCUUUUGCUGAUUAUUUAGGACCCCAGUUUAGGCAACUAUGGCUUCAUGUUGUUCUUAAAACACUGGAAAAAGCGGGUCCAGCAUUCAUUAAAUGGGGUCAAUGGGCAGCUACACGGCCAGAUCUCUUUCCUAGAGAUUUAUGCAAGAAGCUUUCGGAGCUUCACACUAAAGCUCCUGAACAUAGCUUUGCGUAUUCUAAAAUGACUAUUGAAAAAGCAUUUGGUCGAAAGCUUUCUGAAAUUUUUGAUACUUUUGAAGAGUCACCUGUAGCAUCUGGUAGUAUCGCUCAAGUCCAUCGGGCUUCUUUGAGAUUUCAGAACCCUGGUCAAAAGGUGAAGUCUAUAGUAGUUGCCGUAAAGGUUAGACAUCCUGGCGUUGGUGAAUCAAUUAGGAGAGAUUUUGUAAUAAUCAACUUGGCAGCAAAGAUAUCUACAUUCAUUCCAGCUUUGAAGUGGCUAAGGUUGGAUGAGAGUGUUCAGCAGUUUGCAGUUUUCAUGAUGUCUCAAGUUGACCUUUCCAGGGAAGCUUCUCAUUUGAACCGGUUUAUUUAUAAUUUCCGAAGAUGGAAGGAUGUUUCUUUUCCUAGACCAGUGUAUCCCCUUGUGCAUCCUGCUGUUCUGGUGGAAAGCUAUGAGCAAGGGGAAAGUGUCUCACACUAUGUUGACGAACUUAAGGGACAUGCUCGGAUUAAAACUGCACUUGCGCACAUCGGGACCCAUGCACUUUUGAAAAUGCUCCUGGUGGACAAUUUUAUUCAUGCUGACAUGCAUCCUGGAAAUAUUCUUGUACGGGUGGCUCAGAGCAACUCUUCUAAGAAACGGCUCUUUAGAUCAAAGCCUCAUGUCAUUUUCCUUGAUGUAGGCAUGACUGCUGAACUCUCUAAGAGUGAUCGAGUAAAUUUAUUGGAAUUUUUUAAGGCUGUUGCCCGCCGGGAUGGGCGCACUGCUGCAGAGUGCACUCUUAAAUUGUCAAAGCAACAGAACUGCCCAAAUCCAAAAGCUUUUAUUGAGGAAGUGGAAGAGGCUUUUGCUUUCUGGGGUUCUCCAGAAGGUGAUUUGGUCCAGCCUGCUGAGUGCAUGCAACAAUUGCUUGAAAAAGUUCGGCGCCAUAGAGUGAAUAUUGAUGGAAAUGUGUGCACUGUGAUGGUCACAACUUUGGUUCUUGAGGGUUGGCAGCGGAAGCUUGAUCCUGGGUAUAAUGUGAUGGACACAUUACAAACUUUACUACUAAAAGCUGAUUGGGCAAAGUCUCUUUCUUACACAAUCGAUGGACUGAUGGCCCCAUAAGAAGGUUUUUGUUUGUUGCUGAUCCACUGAAACAAUUUUGAUAGCGCAAGGACAGUAUAAUAUCCCAGUCCUAAGAAAUAAGAUAAGUGUCUCAAGUUUUUUUUUUUUUCAAUUCCCUUCAAAAUUGAGCCUCUUUUCAAAAUUGCCAAUUUUGUUCUUCUUUUUUUAUUCCAAUUUUCCUAUAAACCAUUGCUAUAUCUUAGCCUCCAUACUUUCAGGCGAAACAGUGAAGGGGGCCAAAAGAGACAAAUAAAUUUUUUGACAUUCUAUUGUUUCAAAGUUUUUUUGUGUACAGUAUGCACUUUCCUACUCUCAAAGUUUUUUUGUGUACAGUAUGCACUUUCCUACUCUCAAAGUUCAAUGGUGCCCCAAACAUGAUGAAGUAUUUUUAUGCGCCCUUUAGUGUACAUAUAAAGUUCUCUGUGUCUAUGAUAUAUGUUUGGUCAUCGGGCAUUGUUUGAGUUGAAUUUAAUCUGAAAAAGUCUAUGGACAACUUGUCAGCCAUAGUUUAAAAGAGAAUGUUUCAACACUUGGUUUGUCGACGGUAGUUCUAUGGUAAGAAUGAGAAUUUGAUCAACUGUAAGUCAACGUGAGGCAUACUAACGAGUGGCCAAACUGAUGCAGUUCUGUUUGGUUGAUUCAAAUAUGUAAGAGAUUGUGCUAUGCGCAUGCUUUUAUUGUAAGUAUUUCAGUAAACUAUCAUAGGGAGAAAGAAUUGCACGCUUUUGGAAUAUUGUAGGGAGAAGAGUUCCAAAUAGAAUAUAUUUCAUUAGGAAGAUAUUCACAGGACAGGAGCACUCUCCUGCAAAUAGAAUUUUGUAUUUACGGACUUUAUUUAUUUUGGGCUACAUCAUACCAACCACUCUAUGGAUUAUAUGUGUUUAAUCAAUAUUCUAAAUUAAUACUUGUUUUACUU
This is a messenger RNA of Mangifera indica (mango), 2984 nucleotides long. Its product is annotated as probable serine/threonine-protein kinase abkC. The record is from RefSeq and is a predicted model, not a curated record. The transcript is spliced from 5 exons. NCBI's taxonomy places the organism in Eukaryota, Viridiplantae, Streptophyta, Magnoliopsida, Sapindales, Anacardiaceae. Bases 188 to 2068 code for a protein of 626 amino acids.